Messenger RNA from Paramecium pentaurelia, 444 nucleotides. The record is from the annotation of a GenBank genome assembly. Lineage: Eukaryota; Ciliophora; Oligohymenophorea; Peniculida; Parameciidae.
AUGUUUCUUUGUCAAAAUUUAGAACAUGAAGGAAGUUCAAUUAUCGCUUUUUGCCUUUCUGCUGAUUGUCAGGAACCUAAAUCACAAUUUAGCUUUAAUUGUUUAAUCAAUCCCCAAAAACAUUAAAAUUGUAGAAUUGACUGCAAGCCAUUUGAUAAAAUCGAUACACUACUAGAUUUAAUUCUAUAUAAGCUAGAUAAAAUGUUAGAAUAAACUGAUUAGAAGUUUGAAUUGUUAAAGUUAGAGUAUGAAAAAACAAUCAAAAUUAUUUAACAAGAAUAGCAAAGGUUUUAUGAGAUAAUCAAAAACUUGAAAGAAUAAAAAUACUAGGAAUUUCUUGAUAAUAUUGGCAAAAUAAAGAAUUGGAAUACAAUAAUGAAGUCGACUUAAUUUGAGAAAGAAUUAUUGAUCUCUGUAUUCGUAAUAUGUUACAAUUAGGGUUGA